GUGUGUGUGUGUGUGUGUGUGUGUGUGUGUGUGUGUGUGUAACUGCAGUAGAUUUGACCUUUGGACACUUCAGCCGCAGGUGCAAACGUACAAGUGGUCGCCCUCCUAAGCCUUUAGUCUCGCCUCGCCUCUCUUCCAGCCUUGGCCUCAUACGCGGACCCUGCCUUCAGCCAUUCAUUCGAGUGUUUGUUCUUGCGUUCAUCGCCUUGUUCCUUGCUGCGUUCAUAUACAUAUACUAUAUCAUUUUUCAACAUUUUGCACUUUUUACUUUUAAGCAGCUUGUCCUUCGCGCAUCUACAGCCAUGUACACAAAGUAUGCUUUCUGUAUAACUGUAAUUCUAUUGGUGAGCCUCAUGAUAUUCAGAGACGUAUAUGAAGAGAACUAUAGCUAUAGAUACCCACUCCCGUUCUCUGCCUUGACGUUAAACUCCAGCCUUUGGGGGGAAAUACGACCUAGUGAUCUGGACGCGCCUCAAGAAAAGCAACACAAAGGUACUCCCUUUUCCUCCAACGACGCAAGUGCAAUAACAAAAACGGUCGGAAGCGAUGACACACAGUGGGACCUCAUGACCACGGCCGUAGUGUCGGAGGAACCUUGGAAGAGAGAUGCCGAGCGGAGGAUGACCGAGAGAAGGGAGUCUGUGCGCGCUCGUUGUGACCAGGUGGGGAAAUACCCGUACAGUGUUCGGGUCACGAGUCAAAGGUCGCUUUACUACUCCGGGAAGCACGACCUUCUGGUGUGUGUUACGGCCAAGUCCGGUGCCUCUACGUGGAAGACGCACCUCCUCCGGAUGGAAGGAGUGGAUGACCCUGCCUUGAGUAAUCCUCACAUCCCGAAGUACAGCAAGGUGAUCCACGCCCUGACUAAUCUCGGAUAUGCCAAGCUACAGCAGAAAUUGAGGUCGCCUUCUGCCACGCGGGUCAUGACUGCCAGGCACCCUCUUUCUCGCCUCGUCUCUGCCUAUCGUGACAAGUAUCAAGACGGACAGGCCUCUCCUGGCUACCCCUGGGGCGCUUUAAUGAAGCAAUACUGCAGUGACUGUAAAGAUAAAAAUGGAAAUCUACCAUUUCCUCAAUUCCUCAGGCUGGUGCUUGCUGAGAUGGCAGACAAAGGCCCCAUAAACCUGAACCGACACUGGCGUCCGUACUCCAGCAUCUGCAGCCCCUGUGGCAUCCAGUACGACUACAUCCUGAAGCAGGAAACCUUCGACGACGACCUCCGCUACGUGGCUGAACACCUCGAUCUCCAGGAGGUGGAACUCGGGACUCGAAAUAACAACAAGAGCAACAGGACGCAUCUGGCUUCCUACCUGGAUUACUAUAACGAGGUUCCGAGUAAAGUUCUGGGACAAAUUUUCAAACUGUACGAGACCGAUUUUAGAAUUUUUGAUUAUGAAAUUCCACAGACUCUCUUGGAUAAAGUAAAAGCUUGAAACUAUAUAUAAAGACCUGCCAAGUGGUUUUGUUACUUCGAGGGAUACUGCGAAGCCAAGUAGAACAUGAUACUGAAAUAAUGUUAAAAUAGUUGCAUAUAUUUUUGACAUCAUUAAGAUAUGAUUGCUGGAUAAUAGUAUAUGCCUUUUAUGUUUGUUUUUUAACCUCUUCUUAGGAAAUGUUAGUAUCGUACUUAUAGGCUGCAUUUUGAUGCCCAGUAUAAAGUCUAUUAUCUCUUAAUUCUUGCAUCUUUUAUUUGAAAUAUGUAGAUUAUGCAUAGAUUCUGGCUCGGUACACUGUAUAUAUCACUGCUGUACAUAUAAAUUUCUCUGACAUGAAAUGGACCGGUCCUGCUAUAUACAUUUUGUACAAAGCAAAGUAUGUGUGUGUGCGUGUGUGUAUGUGUGCGUGUAGGGUGUGUGUGUUGUGUGUUAUGUGUGUGUGUGUGUGUGUGUGUGUGUGUGUGUGUGUGUGUGUGUGUGUGUGUGUGUGUGUGUGUGUGUGUGUGUGUGUGUGUGUGUGUGUGUGUGUGCGCGUGCGCGCGCGCGCGUGUGUGUACUAUAUGUGUUUCGCUGUCAUUGCUUGGUAUAAAGUUUCCUAACUAGCAUUGCUAUUCAAGCAUAUCACUGAAAAAGAUUGAUUCUAUCAGGAGUACUAAGUUCCAAUUCCUUCACCGGCAACUUUCAUUACGUCUACCCAUCUUAAGGGUUACCAAACAGUACAUAUAUGACUUCCUAUGAUUGUGCUAUUAAAAACUACUUGAUAUUAUGUACCUAUAAGAAAAGACUGAUUUAAUUUGAUUUAGAUGGUGACACUAAUGUUAGGAUGUCAUGUAUAUAUAUAUAUGCUAAAGUACCCUGCUGCUACAGUUUGUUAUACAAUUUUAUUUUCGUUUUUAAACAUCAGAAGUUUACUUUACAAUAUCAUGUGCAUGUAUUUUCCAUUUAUUAUCCGCUUACAAUAAUUGUAUGCUUCCUUUAAAAUGACAGUAUUGCCAGCUACAAGAACAUGAAUUAAACUGUUACAUUUAUAAAAUAAAGGUUAUCUGUGAA
Penaeus vannamei (Pacific white shrimp) is the source of this 2486-nucleotide messenger RNA. NCBI's taxonomy places the organism in Eukaryota, Metazoa, Arthropoda, Malacostraca, Decapoda, Penaeidae. The record is from RefSeq and is a predicted model, not a curated record.